UAAAUUUCUAAAAAUUAGGGACGAAAGAGGAAAAAAACAUUUGAUGUAGAAUAAGGCACGGUAGUAGUGGUUCUUAUCAUCACACAUAUUCUCAUCAACACAUAUGUAUAUAUAUUUCUUAUUCUUGACUCGAGACUUCGAUAAUCGAGAGUCAAGCAAUCGAGCAUUAAAUUUUUUGCAAAUCCGUGAUUUUAGAACAAGCAUGACAGUUGUUAUAACCUAUUAAAAGUAGUAAGUUACAAUAACAAUAAACAAAGUUACAAAAAUUAAACAAAGUUUUUUUUUUAUUUCAGAAUUAAGUAUUUACUCAUAAGUCAUGAUGAGUGCAAAGAGGAUAUGUAUUGACAAAGAUCAACAAACCUCUACAGAUGAUGUUUACGAGAAAAUGGAUCUCAUCAACUCUCUUGAUAAUGAUUCAUUAGCACAAAUAUUCAUACUGCUGCCAGUAUCUGAGAGGAUAACUAUGGAUGAUGUUUGUUCCAAAUGGAAAGAGGCCUGUCAACUAGCUUGGCAUGACAUUAAAAAAUACAAAUGUAGCGAUGCAAUUGUUCGUGGUUAUGAAAAAUGUAUUUUAACACAAUCAUAUGUAGAAAAAAUAUUAUUCAAGUGUCGUAUUUAUUUGAAAGAAUUGAUUCUUUCAAGAAUUUGUGAUUCAAGUAUCAUGCCAGUAAUUGCUGAAUACUGCAAAAAUUUAACAACACUUGAAUUCGAAAUUGUCGUACAGAAAGAGGGUAAUGCUGAUCGCUUUGGUGAAGCAUUCACACAGUUGAAGCAAUUGAAAGUCGUUAAAAUAUAUAUAAAUAAAAGUUGUGAAUUUCAAUUUCAAAUACUGAAUAGUCUUCCAAAAGAUAUAAAUGAAAUUCAUUUAUUUUUUGGACUUAAUAAUUCGCCAGGAGGGUCGGGUAUAAACCUAGAAGAACUUUCUGUGUUAACAUAUUCUUGUAAAAACGACCCAGAAACACCAUCACUUUUCUCUUUGAGAGAAUUUACCAAUCUUCAAAGUUUGACAAUACGUUCUCACGAAAUCAGCCACAUUAUUCAAGAAAUAUCAAAAAAAACAUCACUUGUUUAUCUUGAUCUCGAAAGAUGUACUACUAAGGAUGAGAUUUUUACAUUCGAUCAACUUUCAAACUUGGAACAUCUCAACCUUAAAGAUGCGUUUUUCUGGGACAGACGAUUGGACAUUCCAUCAAAUCUACUCGGUGAUAUUCUCAAUACAUGCAAAAAUCUAAAACAUCUUGAUCCACCAGAUUUGGAUGCUGAUCUAGCUGAAAUUAAAAUAAACAACUGCGUUAACUUGAGAAACUUGGUAUAUCUAAAUAUUCGUUGGCGAGCUAGUGAUGCCUUAAUCGAAAAUAUCAUCAAGUAUUGCAAUAAUUUAAAAUUUAUAAAUAUUGAUAACUUAACUAGUGAAUCUAUUAUAAAAUUAACCAAAUUAGAAAAUCUAAAUUAUCUAAAAUUUGGGUACUCAAAUGAUAUCAAUGAUGAAGUAAUGGUUGCAGUUUCAAAUAAUUGUAAAAAACUUAAACAUCUCGUACUUCAUGUGUAUAAUAAAGUGGAGGCAUCACUUUUUGAUGGUUUAUCAAAAUUGCAAUAUAUUGAAAGUUUAAAUUUGGCAUUGUGUUGGGAAAUUGAAGACAGUGCUAUUAUUGCUAUUGCUGAAAACUGUAAGCUCUUAAAAAGUUUAAAUCUUCGAGAGUGUCACCUCAUCACUUCAACUGCUCUUAUUGCUUUAACGAAUUUAAAAAAUUUGAAAGAACUCAAUGUUGGAUCGAAUGAUAAUGUUGAAGACAAUUUUAUUGUCAAAUUAAGAGGAAUAAAAAGUUUAAAUUGUUCUGGAUGCAACAAACUUACUGAUGCUGGUGUCAUUCCAUUUAUAAAAAAUAAUCCAGAUCUUGAAUCUCUUGAUAUCAGCAACACAAAUGUUACAACUGACACGAUUGUUGCUGCAGAUGAGGUAUCUAAAAAUCGUACAAAUGAUACUUUUCUAUCUAUCAGAACUAUUAAUCCAGAUCUUGAAAAAGCUCUCGUCAAAUCUCAAUGGUUAACUCAUGGUUAGAAUGGAGUUGGAGCAUUUUUUUUCUCAGCAGGUACAUCUUGUAUUUUUUUCUACAUUUCUACAAAAAAAUCAUAUUUGAAAUAAUAAAAAAUUUAAAAAAAAUCAUUACAAAGCUAUCAUUAUUUUUGCUAAUUAACUGUUCCUAUAUUUUUUGAUUUUUUUUUUUAAACAAAAAGAUGUAGUUAUGGAAAAUUAGAUUUAAAAAAAAAGUUUAAGGGAUGAUGAGUUGUUGAACUUAUUAAAUAAUCUUGUGACAUAAUAAGUCUGAUUAUAAUAAUAAUUUAUAUGACAUUGAUAAUUAUAUGCCAAAUAACAACAAUAAAUUAACA
Messenger RNA from Aphidius gifuensis, 2388 nucleotides. RefSeq names its product F-box/LRR-repeat protein 2-like. Gene Ontology annotation, biological process: SCF-dependent proteasomal ubiquitin-dependent protein catabolic process. The record is from RefSeq and is a predicted model, not a curated record. Bases 317 to 2059 code for a protein of 580 amino acids. The transcript has 5 exons. Gene Ontology annotation, cellular component: SCF ubiquitin ligase complex. NCBI's taxonomy places the organism in Eukaryota, Metazoa, Arthropoda, Insecta, Hymenoptera, Braconidae.